AUGCUGCUGAGUUUGGUGUCGACUUUUAGUAUGCUGUUGGCACCUAGAUGGAGUUUCAGGCUUAUCAGAUGGCCAGGAAUAAGACGAGAACCACCAUGUACUGGCACAUGCAGGUAG
This is a messenger RNA of Trichoderma gamsii, 117 nucleotides long. RefSeq lists its product as hypothetical. The coding region runs from base 1 to 117 and encodes 38 amino acids. The transcript has a single exon. The record is from RefSeq and is a predicted model, not a curated record. NCBI's taxonomy places the organism in Eukaryota, Fungi, Ascomycota, Sordariomycetes, Hypocreales, Hypocreaceae.